Molecule: messenger RNA, 2373 nt
Organism: Oryzias latipes (Japanese medaka)
Lineage: Eukaryota; Metazoa; Chordata; Actinopteri; Beloniformes; Adrianichthyidae
Gene: tnfsf12
Product: TNF superfamily member 12
Biological process (GO): immune response
Cellular component (GO): membrane
Molecular function (GO): receptor ligand activity; tumor necrosis factor receptor binding
Source: RefSeq, a predicted model, not a curated record
UUGUGGCUACAGAGCAUACUGACGAUCACACACGCGCAGAUCGAAGUCACUCCAGUGGAUCUGAGCGAUCUGACAGCUCGCGCUGCGCUCGUGCGCGGUCCUCGCGCGCACCUUGAUUGUUGUCAGUGAGGGUUCGUCCCCGACAUUCGGGGCUUUCUUUCUUUGCACCAGCAAACUUUUCCCUCAGCUGUGCGCGCGCGUGAUGUCACUGGUCGGUGUUUCUCGGUCUCGUCUGCCUAAUAGUCUGACCCCCCGGCGCGCCGCUUAAAGGGAAGACAAGAGCGCUGAGUCAACGGAUCGCGGGGGCAGCCGGAUGCAACAGUUGAUGUGUGGUAGUAGUCGGGGACCUGCUCUCGGAGGAGGAUGGUGCUUCUCACGCGCUCGGAUUCCCUCCCGCUCUUCUAAGUUUUAAUAAAUAAACGACAAGAUCUGCUUUUGUCGGGAUCCAGCGCGCGCGUGCAGCCCGCGCCGCCAUGGACUGAAACGCUCCGCUGGGCGAUGGAGUCGAACCCUUGACUGGUGAGCAGUCGUGCGCCAACAUGCAUAGGAUUUUGCAGCGGAGGCGAGUGCGCAAGCUGCGCGUCGUCUGGGCGUCCCUGGCUGUGGUGGCCGUGUCCCUGGCGGCGUGCAGCGCGCUGUUCACGGCGUGGACCUGGCGGCAGACGCGGGACCUGUCCCAGUCCUUCCAGAUCCUGCAGGAUCGCCUCGAGCAGGUCAAUACGCAAAGGAAGGCCAUCAUUCAGCUCAUUCUGGAGAAAAGGGAGCUGCUGCUGGACCGAGUAAAGAGAGAUGGUGAAACAGCACGAGGGAGACAUGGAAGUGGAAGGAAAGCAGCGUCUCAGUUUGAGAUAACCAAAGUUUCUUCUCAGCAAGUGGGAGAAGGUGGAGUGAUAAAGGGCUGGGAGGAGAGGACUCUGAAUAUGAGCAAAGCAGUGAGGUACAGCAAAGAGCAAGGCACCUUCAUUGUGGAGAGAGCAGGUGUCUAUUUCCUGUACUGCCAGGUUUUGUUCAACGAGCGACAGUCUCAGUACGUUAAGCUCGACGUAGUGACCAAUGGCCUCAGGCCACAGAAGCUUCAGUGUAUGGAGGGCUACGGGACGACCCCCUCCGCCGGUCCGCACUCCUUCCACUUUGUGAAACCCUGCCAGGUGUCUGGGCUGCUGCGACUGGACAAAGGCACGGAGCUGCGUGCUGUGACCGGCCCCUCCUUCAGUCUUCACUCUGCAGCCAAUCAUGUCUUCAGCAUCUUCAAAGUCAACUGAACCUCAGAGCUCAAAUGCUCCUUGUUGCAAACUACUCUCCAAGUACACAAACUGUUUAAAGGUGCUGGAGGAAUAUACAUAUUUUUUCUAUGGACGAUUGACAUAUCGAGGAUUUUUGCUUUUUUUCUUCCUUUCUUUCAUACAGAAUUCAUUCAUUCUUCCCAUAUAUUUGCAUUUUAAAGAAAAACUUGUUCUUGUGGAUUUUUGUUUGUUGGAUUGUUUUGGAACAGACUUUCGGAUAAAAUUACGGUCUACGGUAAACAAAAUGCCUUAAUAAACAUUCUCCAACUUCAUGGAUUCCUCAGAAAUCAAUGUCAGUCUAGAAACUAUGGGCUUGUACAGACUUCCACAGCUGAAGUAUCCUAAGGGCUUCCCUCUUAACUGCACCGAUGCCUUUCCGUGUAUGAUUUCUACCAAAUCAGAAAGACUUUAGUACAGUCUUGUCAAUGUGAUUACAUACGUGUGAAUAUGUAUUUUGUACAUUUAUAUUUGUUAGAAUGGGUUAUGGCAGCAGGCUAAGAGGAAAGCAUUUGUAAACAAUGCGAUGGGAAUUCUCUGCCUGAAGGUCAGAUGAUUGUAAAGUUAAAAAAAAGAGGAAAACCAUUAUUGUAUAGAAAGCAAACAGCUUUUGAUGUAGCUUCUUUUUUCUAUCCCGGCUGGUCCUCGUGUAUCUGAUGAUGCAAUGAACUUCACCUCCACUGUAAAGGAUCUGAUUGGUGCACGCGAGUCAAAGCAGUAGUGGGGUAUGUUGACUUUUGGAGUGAAUUUUUUUUGCUUUAUAUUUUUUCUAAAAACUAUAUUUUUUAUAAGUGGCUGACAAUAAUAAUUAUAAUAUAAGAAAAAAGCUACACACGUUGGACGGUCCUUGUUUUUUUUGCAUUUGUGUAUCCCGAACAAAUCCUUUUGUGUACAAAUAGAAAUGGUGCAGUAUAUUCUGUAAAAAAAAACAUAACUGCAUUAUUAGUCAUAUUUCUGCUUUAAUGGUGCAUUUAUCAUAAACUUUGACAUGUCUGACUGCAAAAACCAAUGAAGCAAAUGGGUGAAUGGCAAAUGUUUCACAGCAGCCUAAAUAAAAAGUUCUUAGCAGAAGAGUUCGCUUGCACAAACUUAA